Oncorhynchus nerka (sockeye salmon) is the source of this 1669-nucleotide messenger RNA. RefSeq names its product claudin-34-like. Gene Ontology annotation, biological process: bicellular tight junction assembly; cell adhesion. NCBI's taxonomy places the organism in Eukaryota, Metazoa, Chordata, Actinopteri, Salmoniformes, Salmonidae. Bases 310 to 1050 code for a protein of 246 amino acids. Gene Ontology annotation, cellular component: plasma membrane; bicellular tight junction. The transcript is spliced from 2 exons. Gene Ontology annotation, molecular function: structural molecule activity. The record is from RefSeq and is a predicted model, not a curated record.
CGGCAGCAGUGAAGCGUUUCAUCUGUGGUCAUUUGAUCCAGGAGCUGCAGGAGGCCUAGCGUUUCAUCUGUGGUCAUUUGAUCCAGGAGCUGCAGGAGGCCUAGCGUUUCAUCUGUGGUCAUUUGAUCCAGGAGCUGCAGGAGGCCUAGCGUUUCUUACUGCAGACUUAUAUCACCUGUGUUUCAUGGGACCAGAGAAGCUGCAGAACUCUGCAGUGGUAUUUGAGUUGACCGGCUGUGGGCAGGAGGACUGAGUCAGGAGUCCAUCUUAAACCCAGAUCAUUGACGUAACCAACCCUCUGACAGGGUCAUGGUGUACCUGGCCCACACGGUUCACUGGCAGUUCCUGGGCCUAGUGAUUGGCUGUGUAGGCUGGAUCCUGACCAUGGCCACCGCGGGCCACAACGAGUGGAGGCUGUGGUACGUAGAGGACGUCUCCGUGGUAACCUCUGGCGUGGCCUGGGUGGGCGUGUGGCGGGCGUGUUUCUACAGCCACACUCUACCCGACUCAGAGUUCUGCCAGCCAAUCAGCAUUGCCGACCUGUUUGUUCCCGUGGAGAUCUCCGUGGCACAGGUGGUCAUCAUGGUAGCAGUGAUAACUGGACUCUUGGGAAACAUCCUUGGUGCGUACGCAGUGAGGAACAUCUAUUUUGGUCAGAAGACUCAUGACUUUAUCAGACUGAUGUUCUCAGGGGCCGGGGGGCUGUACGUCCUGACAGGGGUCAGCUUUCUGGUCCCUCUAGUCUGGAACGUGAAAUCUGUCCUGACUAAUCAGACUGUAGCAUUCCCCCCAGAGUUCCACCUCCCUCCUGCCCCCCUCAGACAGGAAGUGGGCGGAGCUAUCUGGAUGGGGGUCGGUGCUUCGAUCUUCCUUAUCUUUGGCGGUCUCCUAUUCCUCUGCUACAGGUAUGUUAUCAGGGCUAAGCCAGUCAGUGGAGAGAACGACAAGGACCCUCUACAUGGGCCACCCAUAAGACUAAAGUCUAUAUUAGAGAAUGGAGACAAGGAGACCAGAGACAACCCUGCCUUCCAGGCUGAUGAAGACUUUUAGGACAGAGGGCAGACAAACAGGCACUUGUAAACUUGCCGUCGUGGAUUUAAAAGCAUAGAAUUGGUUUAAGCAUUGGCUGGAGAGAGUUUCUGCCAUUGUUUAAUACAUGCAAGAAAGUGUGGAAGUACACACUUUGGGAGAAGGGUGGGGAAUCCGAAUUCAACCAUAAAACACUGGAAAACAGAACCCUAGAACCCCUUCUCUCUGUGCAAUUAUAAUUUUAGCAGUUUAGAGUACAGCUUUGACAAGUGCAUAGACGCAGUGAUCUAUAUUUUGGUCUUUGAUAAAUGUGACUAAUGAAAACUGCAAUUGUUUUUGAUUGAUUGUAUAUAUUUGCAACAUAAUUUAUUUGAAAUGUUUGUAACUGUAAUUUUGUAGUGAUCACACUUGAACUGUUGUUCUCGAGGCACCAUUACAAAUGAGACCCUGGAGUUAAACAAAGGCCUGAUCUCAAUGGAGUUAAACAAAGGCCUGAUCUCAAUGGAGUUAAACAAAGGCCUGAUCUCAAUGGAGUUAAACAAAGGCCUGAUCUCAAUGGAGUUAAACAAAGGCCUGAUCUCAAUGGAGUUAAACAAAGGCUAAUAAUAAAAUAAAAUUAACAAAGUUCAUGAAAUCCUUG